CAAUUCCGUCAUUCCGAUUCCAACGCGUAUAUUUCAACCCUCGCGUGAGCGAUGCGAGAAACGUUCCUCGUUGCCGACGCCGGCUCGCCCUCUCUAUCUUUCCUCCAGAUCUCCAGUUUUAUAGAUCUCUCCGUUCAUCCGUGCGGCGAGAAAAAUGACGAUUUCAAGACGCCUUGCUGACAGGAAGGUUGCAAAGUUUCAGAAAAAUAUAGCAAGGAGAGGAUCUGUACCUGAGACAACAGUGAAGAAGGGAAAUGAUUAUCCUGUUGGGCCUAUCGUCCUGGGAUUCUUUAUCUUUGUUGUCAUAGGAUCAUCUCUAUUUCAGAUUAUUAGGACUGCCACUAGUGCAGGGAUGGCAUAGACCAGAAUUGAAGCACAAUUGUUACUACUCAAGGCUACUGCUCUGUAAUAUUAAGACCCAUCUAAACUUGAUAAUAACUAAAUCCAUGGAGAAGGUGUUUUGAAUGUAUUCGUGUAGUGACUCUAGAUCCUCCUAUGGCAUGAUACUGAACAUACCCUUUUUCUCACUGUUUAUGUUUAAAAGUGACAGUUAAAUAAAUUCCAACAAUCCAUCGCUCAUUUGUUUCGAUCAAA
Zingiber officinale is the source of this 594-nucleotide messenger RNA. Its product is annotated as stress-associated endoplasmic reticulum protein 2-like. Gene Ontology annotation, cellular component: endoplasmic reticulum. Lineage: Eukaryota; Viridiplantae; Streptophyta; Magnoliopsida; Zingiberales; Zingiberaceae. Bases 155 to 361 code for a protein of 68 amino acids. The record is from RefSeq and is a predicted model, not a curated record. Gene Ontology annotation, biological process: endoplasmic reticulum unfolded protein response. The transcript has 3 exons.